AUGAGUUCCUACCAGCAGAAGCAGCCCUUUGUCGCACAUCCUCAGCCUCAACGGCAUCAAGUGAAGCAGCCUUGUCAGCCUCCACCACAAGGACAAUUUGUUCCCAUAACCACCACGGAGCCAUGCCGCACAGAUGUUCCACAACCAGGAAACACCAAGAUUCUGGAGCCAUGCAAUACCAAAGUGUCUGAGCCAGGCUGUACUGUCGUCCUUGAGCCAGAUUAUACCACAAUGCCUGGACAAGGCUCUACCAACAUCCCUGAGCCAGAUUAUACCACAAUGCCUGGACAAGGCUCCACCAACAUCCCUGAGCCAGAUUAUACCACAAUGCCUGGACAAGGCUCCACCAACAUCCCUGAGCCAGAUUAUACCACAAUGCCUGGACAAGGCUCCACCAACAUCCCUGAGCAAGAUUAUACCACAAUGCCUGGACCAGGCUCUACCAACAUCCCUGAGCCAGAUUAUACGACAAUGCCUGGACAAGGCUCCACCAACAUCCCUGAGCCAGAUUAUACCACAAUGCCUGGACCAGGCUCUACCAACAUCCCUGAGCCAGAUUAUACCACAAUGCUUGGACCAGGUACUACCAAAAUUCCUGAACCGGAUUAUACCACAAUGCCUGGACCAGGCUCCACCAACAUCCCUGAGCCAGAUUAUACCACAAUGCUGGGGCCAGGUACUACCAAAAUCCCUGAGCCAGAUUAUACCACAAUACCUGGACCAGGCUCCACCAACAUCCCUGAGCCAGAUUAUACCACAAUGCUUGGACCAGGUACUACCAAAAUUCCUGAACCAGAUUAUACCACAAUACCUGGACCAGGCUCCACCAACAUCCCUGAGCCAGAUUAUACCACAAUGCUUGGACCAGGUACUACCAAAACCCCUGAGCCAGAUUAUACCACAAUGCUUGGACCAGGUACUACCAAAAUCCCUGAGCCAGAUUAUACCACAAUGCCUGGACGAGGCUCCACCAACAUCCCUGAGCAAGAUUAUACCACAAUGCCUGGACCAGGCUCUACCAACAUCCCUGAGCCGGAUUAUACCACAAUGCUUGGACCAGGUACUACCAAAAUCCCUGAGCCAGAUUAUACCACAAUGCCUGGAUCAGGCUCCACCAACAUCCCUGAGCCAGAUUAUACCACAAUGCUCCACCAACAUCCCUGA
This is a messenger RNA of Peromyscus eremicus (cactus mouse), 1164 nucleotides long. RefSeq names its product small proline-rich protein 3-like. Lineage: Eukaryota; Metazoa; Chordata; Mammalia; Rodentia; Cricetidae. The coding region runs from base 1 to 1164 and encodes 387 amino acids. The transcript has 2 exons. The record is from RefSeq and is a predicted model, not a curated record.